This is a messenger RNA of Serpula lacrymans var. lacrymans S7.9, 458 nucleotides long. RefSeq lists its product as uncharacterized. The transcript has 6 exons. Bases 45 to 416 code for a protein of 123 amino acids. The record is from RefSeq and is a predicted model, not a curated record. Lineage: Eukaryota; Fungi; Basidiomycota; Agaricomycetes; Boletales; Serpulaceae.
UUAACUCUGAGAUUGUUUACUAUGUAUAGAUCAGAUAAAAGGUUAUGAGCCCCGACAACAACGUCGACAGCAAGGAGUCCCUUGGUGUACCGAAACUCGAGCCCAAUGGCUCCAAUUGGUUUGGCCCCGAAACCCACUCCGACCCCAUCGCCAGGAACCACGCAGACUGCUGCACAAGCUGGAACAACUCUAGCCAUUCCCGCGAGGACUACAGCGUUGAAUCAAACCGACCAGGAAGCAUUGAACGCCUGGAUAAAGACACUGUCGCCGAAAUGUGGCAGCUGAUCGUUCAAGAGAACGAAAACAAGACCGAAUUGGUCCAGGCCGAACCAUAUCGACAAGCUCAGAGACAUGUGGGAGCAGCUGAGUGCUCGUGUCUCAGUUGUCAGCGGCUGCCUACCUAUCAUUGUGACUAAACGCCCCAACGUGAAAAACGAGAACACCGCCAUGUCCGCGAC